Scomber japonicus (chub mackerel) is the source of this 1480-nucleotide messenger RNA. It is a transcript of the gene mcrip2, whose product is annotated as MAPK regulated corepressor interacting protein 2. The transcript has 5 exons. The record is from RefSeq and is a predicted model, not a curated record. NCBI's taxonomy places the organism in Eukaryota, Metazoa, Chordata, Actinopteri, Scombriformes, Scombridae. Bases 537 to 974 code for a protein of 145 amino acids.
CACAGUGUGCGGUGUCCUUGUAUUCAGCCAGAGAGCACUUCUGUUGCAGUCAAUCCUGGAGAGCAUCAGCGGAGCAGAGACGUCAGAGUAUCCGCCCGGAGUGUCACUUACCUCGGCCAUCAGGAACCACAGUGUCCGCCCCCUUCUCAUCCUCUCCUCCCACUGACUGACUGACCCCCGGCUUGUGUGGCCGCUUUCUCCUUGGAUGACCUACACGCCGCCUCUGGCAGGAGCAGAGCACGUCGUCUCAGUGAACACCUGCUGGCUGAGAGGAGCAGCGGGGUGCGUAUUAAUACACAGCACGGGCAACAAGUCAAAGCGAGGCUCCUGCAGGCUUCAGGCCGACUCUGGAGCAGCUGACUUGGGCAACAAAAUAAACCACGUUGCGUCUUUCCCCCUAUCGUGACUGCGUGAGGAGGAAGGGACAGAGGACGGAAAAGUUGUAGAGUUGACCGCCAAUGUUUUCACUUCAUAACUAACACGACAGAAAGGCUUUUAAAGCAUAGACACUUCUUGAAUUUCUUCAGGUUACUCACAUGAUGUACACAAUCACCAGAGGUCCCAGCAAACUUGUUACACAACGAAGGACAGGUCCCACACAGCAGAUCGAGAGCAAAUUCAGCGACUUGAAACUCAAGCCGACAUCUUGGCUCACGUCAAACUCUCCACCUCCAAAAAUUGUGUUCAACCGCUUGAACGGGAAGCGCUACCACAGCGCGUCCACGCAGAAGCCUGACAGCACAGCAGAGGGAUUCACUCCUGCACAUGAGGAGAACGUCAGAUUUGUGUUUGAAGCAUGGCAGGAGGUGGAGCAGAAGCUGGGCAACGGCAGUGUUGGGGAAUCAACCGGCAGCCAGGGGCCAGUUCAGUACACUGAGAAGACCCCCAGUGCUGCGAUGAAGAACUUUGUGCCCAUAGACCUGGAGGAGUGGUGGGCUCAGCGCUUCCUCGCUAACAUCGCCAACAUGUCAUGACUGCGUGAGGCUGUGAGCCGGGACAGGAAGCCCCGUGUCGAUGCUCCAUCAGUGAAGGCAUCGCAGGGGUAGAGAGGAGCCGAGUCAGUCUCCAGGAUCUGCGGUGCGAAGGGUCGUAAAUAAUUUGGAAUCUGAUUUGAUGCCCUGUGCUUCACGCUGCUGUAGAGAAAACCAGGUGCACGACACAAAACCGCCCCAAUGCAACAGCACCCUGGCUGUGAACUCUGACAGUGUUGACUUGAUGUUGUGCUGCCACAAAGGACCCGCCUCUCUCUACUUGAAUGACAUAUCGGAUAGAAGUUGUGAGAUUCUUCCUUGUUUAAAAACCUGCCUCCUUUCUCAAGUGUGCUCAGCUGUAUGUACUCAUUGUCUCAUCUUUGGAUAUAAAUCUACUGAAGAGCAAAAAAGUAAAAUGUUUUUCCAAAAAUCUCUUGUGAUGAUUUUCUUUGUAAUUUGGCUACAUUUUAUACCUGGUCCAACUAAAAAUAGUUUUUCCAUGAAAUUCU